AUGACCUCUCUGCUGGAGGUGAACCCCACGGUGAGGGGGAUCAGACCCCCGACCAGCCUGCACAGUCUGGCUGCACGCAUCACACAGGAGAUCUCACAGGGAGUGGAGAAACCCUUCCAGCAGGUGAUUGAUGUCAGUUUGGGGGAUUUCCACAGGGCGGGGAUGGCACCCAUCUCAUUUGUUCGCCAGGUUUUAGCAGCAAGUCUUUACUCGGAGCUCCUCCAAGAUGUCAGUCUUCCUCUGGAUGCCAGGCAAAGGGCACAGAAGCUUCUGGAGGCCUGUAAUGGAGGGAGUGUGGGCUCAUACUCUGUGACCGCCUGUGGUCUACCAUAUGUCCACAGAAGCAUUGCAGAGUUCAUCAUGAGGCGAGAUGAUGGAGUGACUUCAAACCCAGAACACAUCAUCUCCUCCAGCGGUUCUUACAAGGCUUUGUCGAUAGUUUUGCACCUGCUGGCCAGCAGGGAGGGGGAGACUCAGACGGGCGUGUUGACUCCGGCGCCCUGUCCACACACCUUGCCGGCCCUGCUGGAUGAGGCCGGGGUGACCCUGGUGCCGUACCGGCUGGUGGAGGAGCGUGGCUGGGCUGUAGAUCUGGAUGAGCUGCACAGAGCUUUGAGGGCUGCUAGGGGGCGCUGUAAUCCCAGAGCCAUUUACAUUAGCAACCCAGGAAACCCCACAGGUCAUGUGCAGGACAGGAAAUCAAUAGCAGAAGUGAUUGGUUUUGCUGCAGCCGAGGGCCUCGUCCUGUUGGCUGACGAAGUGUACCAGGACAGUGUGUACGGACUGGAGCAAGAGUUUAUUUCCUAUAAGAGAGUCCUGUUUGAGAUGGGCAGAGAGUACUUUGAGACCGUGGAGCUGGUCUCCUUCCACUCUACAUCCAGCGCCUGCAUGGGAGAGUGUGGUCUGAGAGGAGAAUACAUGGAGGUCAUUAAUAUGGACCCAGCAGUGUUUCCAUAUUUAGAAAUAUUACAGGCCAGCCCUCCCGUUCUAUCUCUCCUGGCUCUGGAGGUCAUGGUCAAUCCACCCACACCUGGAGAUCUUUCCUAUCAAACAUACUCACAGGAGAUUCUUCACUCUCAGCUGACUCUUUCCCAGAAUGCUCAGCGUGCUUGUGAGUUCCUGAAUGAUCUACCAGGGAUGGACUGCCGACCCGGGAUGGGAGGAGUCUUUCUCUACCCCCGUCUUAAUUUACCACCUCAGAUGGUGGAGGAGGCCCAGAUGUUAGGAGUGCAGGCUGAUGUGCUUUACUGCCAGAGGUUCCUGGAGGAGGAAGGUGUGUGUUUGGGAGCUGGCUCUGAGAACGGACAACAAGAUCCAAACUACCACAUCAGGCUGUGUGUUUUGGCUCCUGCUGCCACUCUGGACCAGGUCUUGGCACGACUUGGCUCUUUUCACCGGCGCCUGCUGGAUACAUUUCCCUGACAGUGUCGAGGACACAGACACAGAGGGAAAAUAUCAAAACACCAUUAACUCAAAUCAUUCAAAUAUUAUAAAUGACCACUGUAAAUAACAUUAAUAGAUUGUGUCUUGAUCUUGCAAAGACUAUGAUAUGACUCCUAUAAUAACUUGUGAAAUAGAAGAUGGACAGUGUAGAGAGACAAAAAAAGUAAAAUCACACACCUUGAGGUAAAUUAUUUUCUUUUACUCUGGUUUGCUCUUUAUCAACAACACAAGUUUUUGUAUCAAACUAUAAAAACAUCAUGAACCAUUUGACGAUUCUUUGUAAAGAAAAAACUAAAUAAAAUCCAGUUUGU
Centropristis striata (black sea bass) is the source of this 1754-nucleotide messenger RNA. RefSeq names its product alanine aminotransferase 2-like. NCBI's taxonomy places the organism in Eukaryota, Metazoa, Chordata, Actinopteri, Perciformes, Serranidae. The record is from RefSeq and is a predicted model, not a curated record. Gene Ontology annotation, biological process: biosynthetic process. The transcript has 11 exons. Bases 1 to 1422 code for a protein of 473 amino acids. Gene Ontology annotation, molecular function: pyridoxal phosphate binding; L-alanine:2-oxoglutarate transaminase activity.